AUGGCCCCCUCGACGACCGUCCCAAGUGCUUCGGCCAUCGAGGUCCCGGAGACACUCCUCAAGAAACGCAAGCAAAACGAAAAGGCGCGCGAAGAACGUCUCCUAGCUGCCACUGCUGCUCGCAAGGCAGCCAAGGCCCAGCGAAAAGUUGUCUUCAAGAGAGCUGAGACAUAUGUGAAGGAGUAUUUGGCUCACGAGAAGGAGGAGAUUCGAUUGAAGCGCGCCGCACGCACGUCAGGCGACUUCUACGUUCCCGCUCAACCGAAGGUUUAUUUCGUCAUCCGUAUCCGUGGUAUCAAUGAGAUCGCCCCAAAACCACGAAAAAUCUUGCAACUCCUCCGUCUUCUCCAGAUCAACAACGGCGUUUUUGUGAAAGUUACUAGGGCUACCCAGCAGAUGCUUCGGCUAGUUGAGCCAUACAUCACAUACGGUGAACCCAACCUGAAGUCCGUGCGCGAGUUGAUCUACAAGCGGGGUUACGGCAAAGUGGACAAGCAGAGAAUCCCCCUCGCCAACAACGCCGUUAUCGAGGGAGCUCUCGGGAAAUACGAUAUCCUCUCAGUGGAAGACCUUGUCCACGAAAUCAUCACCGCUGGCCCCAACUUCAAGCAGGCCUCGAACUUCCUCUGGCCUUUCAAGCUCUCCAACCCCACUGGCGGAUGGCGGACACGUAAGUUCAAGCACUACGUGCAGGGAGGCGAUUUCGGUGAUCGGGAGACAAACAUCAACAAGCUCAUCCGCCAAAUGAACUAA
Molecule: messenger RNA, 753 nt
Organism: Pleurotus ostreatus (oyster mushroom)
Lineage: Eukaryota; Fungi; Basidiomycota; Agaricomycetes; Agaricales; Pleurotaceae
Gene: RPL7
Product: 60S ribosomal protein L7
Exons: 7
Coding region: 1-753 (250 amino acids)
Biological process (GO): maturation of LSU-rRNA from tricistronic rRNA transcript (SSU-rRNA, 5.8S rRNA, LSU-rRNA)
Cellular component (GO): cytosolic large ribosomal subunit
Molecular function (GO): structural constituent of ribosome; RNA binding
Source: RefSeq, a predicted model, not a curated record